This is a messenger RNA of Aspergillus fischeri NRRL 181, 996 nucleotides long. RefSeq names its product sugar phosphate isomerase/epimerase family protein. The transcript has a single exon. The record is from RefSeq and is a predicted model, not a curated record. The coding region runs from base 1 to 996 and encodes 331 amino acids. NCBI's taxonomy places the organism in Eukaryota, Fungi, Ascomycota, Eurotiomycetes, Eurotiales, Aspergillaceae.
AUGCUCUCGAACAAAUUGGCUAUCGCCAGCUUAUCUCUGGGCCAACAUCCUUCUCACCACCUGGACCACAAAAUCCAGGCUGCGGCAGAAGCCGGAUACAAAGGCAUUGAAAUUGUCUAUUUCGAGUUGGAAGCAUUUUCCCAAGCUCAACACAUUUCGAUUCUCGAGGGCGCUGAGCAGAUCCGCUUGAUAUGCCAAAAACUCAACUUAGACAUUCUCUCUUUGGCCCCCUUCGAGAAUUACGAAGGAGACAGAUCGCCACUUAGUGACAGAUUACAGAACGCCAGACAUUGGGUUAGGGUCGCUAGAGUCCUUAACGCGUCAUAUUUGCAGGUUCCUUCAAAUUACAAACCAGACGCUAUCGGCGACAAAGACGUGGUCAUCAGUGAGCUAAAGCAGUUGGCUGAUAUCGGAAGCGCGGAGCAGCCGGUUGUAUCAAUUGCAUAUGAGUAUUUGUCCUGGGGAACACACUGUUCCACAUGGGAGGUCGCUUUGCAAUAUGUCAACGAAGUCAAUCGCCCAAACUUCGGGCUAUGUCUAGAUACGUUUCAUGAAGCUACGAAGCUAUGGGCUGACCCUUUCGCCGCGUCGGGGCGCUUUCCUGACUCGGACAAAUCCCUUCGUGAAUCACUCAACCGCUUUGUUUCCAAGUGUCCCGUUGAGAAGAUAUUCUUUCUCCAGCUGUCUGAUGGCGAAAGAUUCGAUCCUCCCUUCUCCAAGGGUCACCCGUGGUAUGUCGAAGGGGAGGCGCCGCAAUUUACUUGGUCCAAACAUGCACGACCAUUUCCUUUGGAGCAUGACCAUGGCGCCUAUCUGCCUAUCACCGAAAUUGCCGAAGCUUGGAUCCUCGGGAUAGGUUUCAAAGGCUGGCUGUCGAUGGAGAUCUUUGACCGCGGCAUGAGGGAUAGGCGCAGUCAACCAGAGACUGCUGCAAUGAGGGGACUGAAAUCAUGGAGGACUCUACGAAGAGAGCUCGAGCCUGUAUCAAAAGUUUAG